Molecule: messenger RNA, 1986 nt
Organism: Verticillium nonalfalfae
Lineage: Eukaryota; Fungi; Ascomycota; Sordariomycetes; Glomerellales; Plectosphaerellaceae
Exons: 2
Coding region: 1-1986 (661 amino acids)
Biological process (GO): nucleotide catabolic process
Molecular function (GO): hydrolase activity
Source: RefSeq, a predicted model, not a curated record
AUGCCCAAGAACGCCCCCGCAGACGACAAGCCAACCGUCACAUUCAGCUCCGGCCGCACUCAGCAGGACGGCUUUGCCUUCUCCUCACAGCCCGACUCCCCGCCCGACCUGCGGCUUUUACACUACAACGAUGUGUACCACCUCGACCCCUCGAGUGCUGAGCCCAAGGGUGGCAUAGCCCGUUUCAUUACCGCCGUCAACCAGUAUCGGAGCGAGGACCGGUUCCGCAGCGAGCCUGAGUUGAUCACGCUCUUCUCGGGCGACGCUUUCAACCCAAGCCUCGAGAGUUCCGUCACCAAGGGUGAGCACAUGGUGCCCGUGCUCAACUCCAUCGGCACCGACUGUGCCUGUGUCGGGAACCAUGAUCUCGACUUUGGCGUCAAGCAGUUUGAGCACCUCGCCCGCAAGUGCACCUUCCCCUGGCUCCUCGCCAACGUGCUCGACCCGGCCCUCGGCGAGGACGUGCCCCUCGGUAAUGCCAAGCGCACCCACUUGCUGACCGCCUCCAACGGGCUCAAAGUUGGUCUCAUCGGCCUGGGUGAGCGCGAGUGGCUCGAGACCAUCAACUCUCUGCCGCCAAAUCUCAUCUACAAGUCCGCCACCGAGACGGCCAAGCAGCUCGUCCCCGGCCUACGCGAAGCCGGCGCCGACAUUGUCAUCUGCGUCAGCCAUCAGCGCGAGCCCAACGAUGACAAGCUCGCUCGCCAGACGGAUGGCCUCUUCGACCUCAUCCUCGGCGGCCAUGACCACUUUUACGCCCACAGCUUCAUCAACGACACACAUGUCCUCCGCAGCGGCACCGACUUUAAGCAGCUCAGCUACAUCGAGGCACGUCGCAGCAUGACGCGCCCCGGCCGCUGGGACAUUGACAUUCUCCGCCGCGACAUUGUCUCGUCCAUCCCCGAGGACGCUGAGGCCCUACGCAUGACGUCGGCGCUGACCGACAAGCUCAAGCACCAGCUGUGCAAGCCCGUCGGCUGGACGGCGGCGCCGCUCGACGCCCGCUUCAGCACCGUCCGUAUGAAGGAGAGCAACAUGGGCAACUUCGUCUGCGAUAUUAUGCGCAACUACCACCACGCCGACGCCGCCCUCAUGGCUGCCGGCACCAUCCGCGGCGACCAGAUCUACCCGCCUGGCGUGCUGCGCGUGCGCGACAUUACAAACUGUUUCCCCUUUGAGGACCCCGUUGUCGUCAUUCGUGUCACGGGCACGCAGCUGAGAGAGGCCCUCGAGAACUCGGUCUCCAUGUACCCGGCGCAGGAGGGACGGUUCCCGCAGGUGUCGAACCUCGAAUUCGAGUUUGACCCCAGCAAGGUGUCCGGCGCGCGCGUCAACUGGGUGAAGCUCGGCGGCGCGCCGCUCGACGAAGGAAAGAAAUAUGUGCUCGCGACGAGGGGUUACAUGGCGCGCGGCAAGGACGGGUACGACUCGCUGCUCGUGGAGCCCGAGGGCGGCACGGCCGAGGAGCUGAUCAGCGAGGAAAACGGCAUCCUCAUCUCGGCCAUGCUGCGGCAGUAUUUCAUGGGACUGCGGACCGUCGGGCAGUGGAAGAACCUCAGCGAGCACUGGGUCAAGGUCGCGAGCGAGUGCACCACGCCCAUCGAGACGAGGAAGAAUCCCUGGGCCACCGCGCCAGGCAACAAGCCCGAGCAAGACACGGCGCAGUCAAAGACUGGCGCGGACAGCAAGUCGUGGAGCCAGUGGAUGCGGAAGCGGCUCGGCCUCGACGCCCGGCCCGCCGAGUCGGACGAGGAAGAGGAUGACAGUGAUGAAAAGGGCGGCAAGGGCAUCCUGCAGGACGCCGACGAGCUGGCGAGCGUCGACCUCGAGCUGCUGUUGAUGCGAAAGUUCUUUGGCCGGUGGGCCAAGAGGAUUGGCGUUUUUGGAAAAGCUGUCGAUCCCCUGGUCGAGGGCGACUUUUCGGUCGACUGGACGCGGGUCAUCGCUCCUGUAUUGGAAGGGAGGAUCAAGAUGGUGGGCGCAUAG